AUGGCUCUCACCACCGUCCAGCUGCCUGCCAUGGCAUGGAACUGCCACAUGCACUUGUUCGACCCCGUGGCUUAUCCCUUCAAGCCCACCCGGUCCUACACCCCCGAGGCCGCGCCCAUGACGGUAUUCAUGAACAACGCCCUGACCGAAAACGCCAUCGUCGUCCAGGCCACCGUCGAGGACGGCCACGCCGGCCUCCUCGACCACCUCGGCCAGGCCCGUGCCCUCGCUCCGGAGCGCACCGACAUGGUCUCGGACGCGGCCCUACGUGACAUGACGGACGCCGGCUACGACGCGCUGCACGGCGCGGGCGUCCGAGGCCUGCGCAUCCACGGCUCGUACGGUGGAUCGGGCGACGACAACGCCACCUGGGUGCAAGGGCAGUUCGUCCAGGCCGUCGCGCAGGCUCCCAUCCGCCGCCUGGGCUGGCUGGUAACGUCGCAGCUGUCGCUCGUCAUGUGGGCCGUCCUGGCCGAUGUCAUACUCAACGGCCCGUUGUUGGCCGACGCCGUAUUUGUGGCCGACCACAACGGCUCCGCCAGGCCACAGGAUAUUGGGUCCGCCGACCUCGACGCAUUCCUGCGCCUGCUGCGCUCUGGGCGCUUCUACGUUAAAGUGGGCGCCCUGCACAGGCGGUCGCCCGGGAACUUGUCGGCAAUGAGACCCAUCAUCGAGACGUUUGCCAGCACCGCGCCUGAUGCAUUGCUAUGGGGCAGCGGCUGGCCUCACGUGAACGCCACUGCCACCGGUCUGGCUCCGGCGCCUCCUUUGCGGGGCGUCGACACAGGGGCAGAGCUGGAGCUGCUAAGGGAAUGGCUCACCGACGACCAGUGGGAGCACAUGUUUGUUACCAACCCGGCACGGGCCUUUGGCGUGGACGGCAGGCGGAGAGCCUGA
Messenger RNA from Gaeumannomyces tritici R3-111a-1, 897 nucleotides. RefSeq lists its product as hypothetical. NCBI's taxonomy places the organism in Eukaryota, Fungi, Ascomycota, Sordariomycetes, Magnaporthales, Magnaporthaceae. The record is from RefSeq and is a predicted model, not a curated record. The transcript has 2 exons. The coding region runs from base 1 to 897 and encodes 298 amino acids. Gene Ontology annotation, molecular function: hydrolase activity.